Molecule: messenger RNA, 1323 nt
Organism: Penicillium macrosclerotiorum
Lineage: Eukaryota; Fungi; Ascomycota; Eurotiomycetes; Eurotiales; Aspergillaceae
Product: MCT family MFS transporter
Exons: 3
Coding region: 1-1323 (440 amino acids)
Biological process (GO): transmembrane transport
Cellular component (GO): fungal-type vacuole membrane
Molecular function (GO): transmembrane transporter activity
Source: RefSeq, a predicted model, not a curated record
AUGUCUGUACCUUCAAUCAAGGAAGAAUCUGUACAGCCUAUCUCUUUGCCAGGCCAUUCUGUCGAGUCCGAUAUAUCGGAACCUGAGAACCAACCUUCAAAGCAGGCGACACCGCCACCGCCGCCGAAUGGGGGGUCUGUUGCUUGGCUUCAAGUAGUAGGAGCUUUCUUUUUAUUUUUCAAUUCCUGGGGGGUUGUCAACACGUUUGGCGUCUUUCAAAGCUAUUAUGAAGACAUCCUUCUACUCAAGUACUCGGCCUCCUCGAUCUCAUGGAUUGGGACUGUUCAAGGUUUCUUGCUCUUGAUGGCGGGAAUAAUUGUCGGCCCCAUUUUUGACAAAGGGCAUCUCAGGCCACUUUUGUUGCUAGGUACAUUUCUUGUCGUGUUUGGCUUAAUGAUGACUUCCCUGUCGACCAAAUACUACCAAGUUUUCCUAGCUCAGGGCCUAGUUGUGGGAGUUGGGUGUGCUUUCUUGUUUCUGCCAAGUGUGGCUGUUGUGGCUACAUACUUCACAUCGCGGCGUGCAUUAGCUACUGGGAUCACAGCGGCAGGAGGCAGCAUCGGCUCAGUUAUCUACCCCAUAAUAUUCCACAAGCUUAUCGACCGUCUCGGAUUUGGCUGGACAACUCGCAUCAUCGCCUUCAUUGCACUCGGCACCUUGUGCGUCUCGGUUGCAGUAAUGAAAUCCCGUCUGCCACCUCCGAAGCAGUCUCGAUCCAUGCUCGACCCCUCUGCCCUCAAAGAACCUCCAUUUGUGAUCUUCAGUUUGGGUCUAUUCUUUUCCUUUACCGGGCUUUAUUUUCCAUUCUUCUACCUUCCCACAUACUUCACAACCUUCCUCCACUCCAACAGCAACAUCGCCUUCUACACUAUCGCCAUUCUCAACGCUGCCUCUGUCUUUGGCCGGAUAGCCCCUGGCCUGAUCGCAGACCGUAUCGGCUCGCUGAACACAGCCCUGCCAAUUACCUUCAUGGCAGCCGUGUUAGCGUUUGCAUGGAUCGGAAUCCGCAAUGAGCCUGGCACAAUCGUGUUUGCCUGUCUGUAUGGGUUUGCCUCGGGCGCCACAGUUUCCCUGCCCCCUACCAUUCUCGCUAGACUUACCCCCGAUAUGAGCGUCGUCGGAACUCGAAUGGGGAUGUGCUUCGCCUUCGCGGCUCUGGGGCUGCUUAUCGGAAAUCCGAUUGCAGGGGCGCUGUUGAACCUAGAACAUGCGAUUUUCUGGAAGGCGCAGCUUUUCAGUGCCUUAAUGGUCGGUGUAGGGACGCUUUUUUUCGCGGUGCUACGAAUUCUUAAGUGGAAGCAGGAAGCAGUGUGGAAAUUUUAA